Messenger RNA from Clupea harengus (Atlantic herring), 2400 nucleotides. It is a transcript of the gene gnao1b, whose product is annotated as G protein subunit alpha o1b. The record is from RefSeq and is a predicted model, not a curated record. Gene Ontology annotation, molecular function: GTPase activity; G-protein beta/gamma-subunit complex binding; corticotropin-releasing hormone receptor 1 binding. Gene Ontology annotation, biological process: G protein-coupled dopamine receptor signaling pathway; adenylate cyclase-modulating G protein-coupled receptor signaling pathway. Gene Ontology annotation, cellular component: cytoplasm; heterotrimeric G-protein complex. Lineage: Eukaryota; Metazoa; Chordata; Actinopteri; Clupeiformes; Clupeidae.
GACGUCAAUGGGAUAUGACUGCACUUGUGUCAAAUCCUCAUCGCUGCGUUGAUCUGAGAUAGGUGGCUUCAAAUAGAGCGCAGGAGCAUAGUCAGCUCUCUUUUCCCAUUUCUUCUUUUAAAGGAUUGACAAUUCAAGAAGGAGAGGGGAAAACUUCUGGCCGAAUCAAGGAAGAGUUGUUAUUACAUGUUGCCAUGGGUUGUACGCUAAGUGCAGAGGAGCGUGCUGCUCUCGACCGAAGUAAAGCAAUCGAGAAAAACUUAAAGGAGGACGGACUCAAUGCGGCCAGAGAGGUCAAGUUACUACUGCUUGGCGGUGGCGAAUCCGGCAAAAGCACCAUUGUCAAACAGAUGAAGAUCAUCCAUGAAGAUGGAUUCACUGGUGAUGAUGUUAAACAGUUCCAGUCAGUCGUUUACAGCAACACACUUCAAAGUCUGGCAACUAUACUGCGUGCCAUGGAGACGCUCAACAUCGAGUACUCUGACAAGGAGCGUGCCAGUGAUAGCAAGAUGGUCUUAGAUGUGGUGACUCGUAUGGAGGACACGGAGCCAUUCUCUGCUGAGUUGCUGGGGGCGACGAUCCGCCUGUGGAGUGAUACUGGAACUCAGGCAUGCUUCAGCCGGGCAAACGAGUUUCAGCUAAACGACUCAGCACAGUAUUACCUGGACAGUUUACAGCGGAUUGGCUCCCCUGAAUACCUGCCAACAGAACAGGAUAUUCUACGUACUCGCGUGAAGACUACUGGUAUUGUGGAGACACACUUCACAUUUAAGAAUCUCAAUUUUCGGUUGUUUGAUGUUGGGGGCCAACGUUCCGAGCGUAAGAAGUGGAUCCACUGCUUUGAAGACGUUACUGCCAUCAUCUUCUGUGUGGCCAUGAGUGGGUAUGACCAGAUGCUGCAUGAGGAUGAGACUACGAACCGAAUGCACGAGUCACUCACGUUGUUUGACUCCAUCUGUAAUAACAAGUUUUUUGUUGAUACGUCCAUAAUCCUCUUCCUCAACAAGAAGGAUCUCUUUGCUGAGAAGAUCCCGAAAGCGCCGCUCACCGUCUGCUUUCCUGAGUACACAGGGUCCAACUCAUAUGAUGAUGCUGCGGCUUAUAUCCAGGGUCAGUUUGAGGGAAAGAGCCGGUCACCUAAUAAAGAGAUCUACUGUCACCUGACCUGUGCCACUGACACAGGUAACGUCCAGGUGGUGUUCGAAGCUGUGACAGACAUCAUUAUCGCCAACAAUCUAAGAGGGUGUGGCUUAUACUGAGCCUCCAUUUCUAUCCAUGUGGUCUGUAAGACAGAAACAGCUGAGCACAUAGCUGGACUGUUAGAGGAUGAUGAGACAGAACUAAUCUACUCUGGAAUCUACUCCCAUGUGUGGGUGUGCCAUACACCCAAUUAUUAUCCUUAUUCAGUGAUUUGUUCUUUUUUAAUAUUCUGUAAAUACUGUUUGCAGAAAAAGGACUGCUUCAUAAUAAAAUGGUGUAUAUGUGUGUGUGGGGGGGGGGGGGAGGCAGGGGUCUAUAUAGGCAUCCAUUAAUCUUUAUAAAUGACUCAUUUCCUCAUACUCAGUGCUUUGGGUCCAGUUAAGGUCCUUUUCAUUUUGUAUUUACUCAAUGGUCUCGGUCCAUGUUCACCUUCAGUCUAUAGGCAGGUGAUCCAUACCUUGGUUUUACAGGAAAGAGUCUGGUUGUAUAUUACACACUGUCUGCAGACGAUCACACACUUACUGCUGAUAUUCGUAGCGAUGCCAUUACAUCUUUUUUGAUGUGUCAUCAUCACUCAUCUAGUUUUUCUAUUCAUAUUUUAUGAACUCAUCAUCAGUCCUGGGAUCAUAGUUAUAAUUCAUAAUUAUUAUAAUGAAUUGGCUAAUAUAAGAGCCAUAAGGCCAUGAGAAAUGCCAAGAAAAACAUAUAUGAAACGUGGUAAGCUACAAACUAAGGAACAAAAGAAAGUUGACUUUCUUUGUUGUCAGUUGAAUAAAGCAUAUAUGAUUUUGAGUUUCUAAAUCCAUCACUGAGGCAUUUAUCUAAGCCAAGUCUGAAGUGACAUUUUUCUGCGUAAAGGUGACUAUCACACGGUCUGUACAAACCCUAAGAAACCUUUUUAAAAUAUCAGGUUCUUGUCCAUUUUACUUCUUUGUUAACUUAUACCUCAUGACUAUUUGUUUGAUUGUAUUUCCCUUAUGUUACAGUGCUCCGGACGUUGUCUUUUCUUUUAGCAUUCUCUUUGUACCUGUAGAUGCGUCAACAAUUAAGCAUAAUCUUAUAUCAAAAUAAAGGCAAGAAAGGCAUUUGUGUGUGUGUAUGGGUGUGUGGUAUUGGUGCAGAGUUGUACAUUCUGUAUGUGUUUAACCCAUAGCUAUAGCUAUUUACAAUAAACAGAACUCACAAAGGCUUUGAAUUAAA